AUGGAGUGUACAGAGGUCAGCGAGUUGUGUCCGGUAGAAUACACGACACUCGGCUACUACCCGAACAAGCCUCUCAACAUCUUUUGCGCCGUUGCUUUCGGCCUGGCCUUGGUAAUCCAACUGGUCAUUGGGGUCUGGAAGAAAACGUACGCAUUUACGGGCUUUAUAGUGGCCGGGUGUGCACUCGAAGUGGCUGGCUACGCCGCUCGCGUCCCCCUUAACGCCAAUCCCUGGAACUCGCAGGCCUUCCAGACGCAGAUCUGCGCAAUCGUCCUUGCCCCUACACUGACGUGUAUAUCAAUCUACCUCACGCUCAAGCACCUGACCAUCGCGCUGAACCCCUCCCUCUCGCGGCUCAGGCCAAGGCUGCUGCCCUUCAUCUUUGUGCCCGCCGACGUGAGCUGCCUCCUGGUCCAGGCCAUCGGCGGCGCGCUGGCGGCGAGCGGGGGCAGCAAGAACCGGAAGCUGGUCGACGCUGGUAACCAGGCCAUCAUCGCGGGCAUCGCGCUCCAGGUCGUGGUGCUGCUGGCCUUCGGGGCCAUGAGCCUGGACUACUGGCUCAGGGCGAGGAAGUGGGUGCGCAGCGCCGACGUCACCCCUUCGGCCCUUGCGCUCUGGAACGACAAGAAGUUCCGGACGUUCGGGUACGCUGUGUUGGGGGCGUAUAUUUGUGUACAGAUACGGUGUAUCUACCGAGUUGCUGAGAUGGCCGGCGGAUGGGGCAAUGAAAUAAUGCAGGACGAGCCAUCCUUCGCGGUUCUAGACUCCUUCAUGAUGCUUAUCUGCGUCUAUCUCUUAAGCUGCUUUCCGCCAGGAAUCUUCUUCCCGCAGAUGGCCGGGGGUUCAAAGUCAGCACGCGCCAAAACCGGAGGUCCAGAAAGCGCUGGCGAGGAGAGCCAAGCAGAGCAAGGCGGGCUGGCCGUUGACCAAGAACCCAAGGAAGGGCAUCUGUCAAAGCCAGAAUCAUAA
Diaporthe citri is the source of this 969-nucleotide messenger RNA. RefSeq lists its product as uncharacterized. The transcript has 3 exons. The coding region runs from base 1 to 969 and encodes 322 amino acids. NCBI's taxonomy places the organism in Eukaryota, Fungi, Ascomycota, Sordariomycetes, Diaporthales, Diaporthaceae. Gene Ontology annotation, cellular component: plasma membrane; fungal-type vacuole. The record is from RefSeq and is a predicted model, not a curated record.